This is a messenger RNA of Dermatophagoides farinae (American house dust mite), 1164 nucleotides long. RefSeq names its product neurensin-1. Gene Ontology annotation, biological process: nervous system development. Gene Ontology annotation, cellular component: neuronal cell body; neuron projection; transport vesicle. Lineage: Eukaryota; Metazoa; Arthropoda; Arachnida; Sarcoptiformes; Pyroglyphidae. The record is from RefSeq and is a predicted model, not a curated record.
CUCUGAUUGAAAAAAUCAAAAUUUCUAACUAAUAAGUAAUCAAUAAUAGAUGAUAAUAGAAAUCUUCAGAAAAAAUCAAAAUCUUGAUCCGCUACAGAGCUAUAAUGACGAAUAUAUUGCUAUAUCGAAUCAGUUUCUUUCUUUUUUUUUUUGCUUUGGUUAUAAAAUAAUAUUAGUCUUUUGGGACACGCGUCAAACAGUCUUUUUUGGCUCAAUAAAAAGGCGUUGCUAAACAAACAAUAUUCUCGCUCACACAUAUUGAGCGGGGGAAAGUUAUUCCGGUCCAAAAUGUCAGCAAUUAUUUCAGUGUUUUAGGUUUUGUUUUCUCAAUCGACAAUUUGGUAAUUCAUUUGGAUCAUCAUUGAUUCAAUUCAUUCACUGAUUCAAUAUAUUGCAAUCAAAAUCUAUGUGGUUAUUGCGAAUUCGAUAUGGUGAUGAACAAAUCCGAACAGACACAAACGAUGAAUGAGAUGAACGAUAAAAAGACUGAGAAUGAUGAUAAUGAAGAGAUUAAAACUGGAUAUUUCGGCAUUAGAUCAUAUCUACAUCAUUUCUAUGAAAAUGUUUCCGUUCGAAAUCCAAAUGAAUAUGAUGAACAUGUAACCGAAUUCACAAACAAACAGAAUAGACGUUCAAAGUUAUGGGUCACUUUAUUCAUUUCUGGAACAAUUUUAAUGUUACUUGGCGUAACAAUGAUUCUCAUUGGUUUUACCAUGAAUCGUAUGCAAAUUGAUAUUGGCUAUCAAGAAGAGAUGCGUAUUAUUGAUAAAUCUGCAUAUGAAUUCAAUAAACAUUUAGAUCAGAUCAAAAUAAUCGGUCUAAUCUGUUUCGCUGUAGGUGGAUUAUUUGUAGCUUCUUCAUUAUUGUUGCCUAGUUUGUUACCAAACAAAUCGAAUGGCACAAAUGAUGAUGUGGAUGAAUCUACUCAUCUUAAAUUUAAUAUCGAUCCCAAUGAUGAUGAUGAACAACGAACACAGGUGAAAAAUCUGAUACCAGUCACUGAGGAACUUAAAAGUGUCCAACCUAAACAAACAACUACGCCAGCUAUUAUAACCAAUUCUGGUCUUAAACAGAUUGUCUUUGAUUAAAUGAAUAUCAUGAUUUUUUGUUAACACAAUAAUAAUCAGUUGUUAUACAGAUGAAUAAAAAAAUUUUGAAUUUGUU